Molecule: messenger RNA, 1764 nt
Organism: Clonostachys byssicola
Lineage: Eukaryota; Fungi; Ascomycota; Sordariomycetes; Hypocreales; Bionectriaceae
Source: the annotation of a GenBank genome assembly
AUGACAUUCGAAAUACCACCCACCUAUCUUCUCUCAACCAAUCUGGAGACUGAUCAAUUGCAGCAACUUGAGGGGCAGAUUCCGUCCCUAACGCGGGACAUCAAUGACGCUCACAUCGUUUUGGGGAAGAUAUCGCGGCGGGAACGAGCUUUGUUCGAGCUCAGACGACUGAAACUCCCAACAGAGGAGAUUCUAGUAAUUAGCGAGCAGGCUGGAGAUGAUGACGAGAGAGAGAAGGAUGGUUCGCCGCGACUUAAGCGACAAAGAUUCUCUAGCCCUUCAUCCGGGAACGCUGAAGUAAACUUGAGCAAAGAUCAAGGCGGCGGCAUCUCUACAUCAAACGACACAAUCAUGGUCGUCAAAUUGGCAUGGUGGUUGGAAUCACAGGAACGGGGAUCCUUGCUGCCCAUUGAGGACUACAUCCUAUACAGAGGUAGAAAGCUACCAGCGGCGCAGACCAGCAGCCCAAUCUCUGUUAAAAGCAUGAAUACCGACAGGGUACUGAGCUCUCCUGUUGGAAAGAGCAGUUCAUCCAAACUCCCAGGGACUGGCCAGCAAUUCGGCUCGCACCGCCAUCGCCCUGUCACGUCUCAACCGCCACCGCUCCCCCGUGAGACAACAUCCGAACACGAUGUGGACUUGCCGCCUAUCCCAGAUUUCCUGCACACCACUUAUUCCUGCCAGCGGCCAACCCCCGGUAACCCGCCUAACACGGGAUUCAUCAAGGAGCUGAAAGAGGUGCGCACGCUGCGGCUCCUCCAGGGAGACCAGAUUGGCGUGAGGGCAUACUCUUCUAGUAUCGCUGCGUUGUCAGCGUGUCCGCAUCUUCUACAAACUGCGACUGAAGUCGCGAAGCUGCCUGGGUGCGGUGCUAAGAUCGCCGAGCUAUACCAGCAGUGGAAAGACAGAGAAACUCUACAGGAGAUCGAAGAAAGCAGAUCAAACGAUAAGCUACGUGUGCUCAAGCUGUUCUACGAUAUUUGGGGCGUGGGGGACACAACGGCACGGGAUUUCUACAACAAAGGCUGGAGGGACCUGGACGACAUCGUCGAGUACGGGUGGGACACCCUCAGCCGCGUCCAGCAGAUCGGGGUCAAAUACUACGACGAGCUCCAGCAGAAGAUUCCGCGGGUCGAGGUCGAGGCCAUCGGCGAGGUCAUCCUCGCCCACGCCCGGGACAUCGACGCCGGGUUCCAGAUGGCCAUCGUCGGCGGGUACCGGCGCGGCAGCACGGAGAGCGGGGACGUGGACGUGAUACUGAGCCACGCCGACGCGGCGGCGACGCUGCACUUCAUAAGCAAGAUCCUCGUCCGGCUCGAGCAGUCCGGCCACGUCACGCACACGCUCACGCUGUCGACGAGGAACAGCGAGCGAGGGCAGGCGCCGCUGCCGUGGAGAGGCGAGGGCCGCAAGGGGUCCGGCUUCGACACGCUGGACAAGGCCAUGGUCGUGUGGCGGGACCCGAAGGGAGGCGAGGCCGCUCUGCACCGACGGGUCGACAUCAUCGUGAGCCCGUGGAGGACGGCCGGGUGCGCGAUGCUGGGCUGGAGCGGGGGCACGACCUUUGAGCGCGACCUGCGCCGGUACUGCAAGGCCGAGCUGGGGCUCAAGUUUGACUCGAGCGGGAUCCGCAGCCGCCGGGAUGGGAGCUGGGUGGACCUUGAAGGGGACGGGUCAGCCCCGGACAUGGAGGUGGCCGAGAGGAGAGUCUUUGAAGGGCUAAAGCUGCCUUGGCGACGGCCCGAGGAGAGAUGCACUGGAUGA